Messenger RNA from Larimichthys crocea (large yellow croaker), 3975 nucleotides. It is a transcript of the gene ptar1, whose product is annotated as protein prenyltransferase alpha subunit repeat containing 1. NCBI's taxonomy places the organism in Eukaryota, Metazoa, Chordata, Actinopteri, Sciaenidae. Bases 84 to 1490 code for a protein of 468 amino acids. Gene Ontology annotation, biological process: protein prenylation. Gene Ontology annotation, molecular function: protein prenyltransferase activity. Gene Ontology annotation, cellular component: cytoplasm. The transcript is spliced from 7 exons. The record is from RefSeq and is a predicted model, not a curated record.
UCCCCUUUCCGGCGGGCUUCCGUAGCUGCUUUUGUUCCCCCGGAAGAAGUUCUCGGUCCGUGUGACGUCUGAGUGCCGUAAAGAUGGCGGAGUCGGAGGAGGAGGUGGACGUGCUGGUGCAGAGAGUUGUCAAAGACAUUACGACCGCGUUCAAGAGGAACCCCAACAUUGAUGAGAUUGGUGUGAUUCCGUGUCCAGAGGCUCGCUACAACCGCAGUCCCAUUGUGUUGGUGGAGAACAAACUGGGUGUUGAGAGCUGGUGUGUCAAGUUCCUGCUACCGUAUGUCCACAACAAGCUGCUGCUGUACCGCCAGCGCAAACACUGGCUGGACAGGGAAGCUUUAGUGGACAUCACCUGCACUCUGCUGCUGCUUAACCCAGACUUCACCACCGCAUGGAAUGUCAGGAAGGAGUUGCUGCAGUGUGGAGUUCUUAACCCAGAGAAGGACCUCUACCUGGGCAAGCUCGCUCUCACCAAAUUCCCCAAGAGCCCAGAGACGUGGAUACACCGACGCUGGGUGCUGCAGCAGAUUCUGCGUCAGGGCCACAGCAGGAAGCAGGAGCAGGAGCAGGGGGAGGCAGAUCAUGAAGAGAGGAGCCAACAGCUCAGUGACCAUCUGGCCAGGACGCUCCACCAAGAGAUAAAGGUGUGCUGUGACGCUGCCUGCCGCUAUCCCAGCAACUACAAUGCCUGGUCGCACCGCAUCUGGGUGCUGCAGCACAUGGCCAUGGGCAACAUUAAGGUUUUCCAUGACGAGCUGUCCUCUAUGCGCCUGUGGGUGUCCAUGCAUGUGUCCGACCACAGUGGCUUCCACUACCGGCAGUUCCUGCUCAAGGAGCUGAUCACUGAGCUCUCCCAGACUCAAGCUUCCACCACCACCACUACCACAGCCACCACAGAUUCACCCCAGCACUGUCCCAACAGUCCCCAUCAUCAUGGCCACAGUCAGGCUAACGGGGAGCUGUCAGGAGCAGAGGCAGGUGAGGAGGCCAGACAGCUCAGCUUCACUACAGUCCUUCAACUCUUCCACCAGGAGAUGGAGCUGUGCUCAGACCUGAUCCAGUCCUUUCCUGGGCACGAGACACUCUGGAGUCACAGGCGACAUGUCUUCUACCUGUGGCACCACUGGAGGAAGGAACACCAGCUCCACUGCAGCAGUAACGGAGGCAGCAAAUCAGUCAGUGUGAAAGACGGCGACCCCGGCCUGCAGACUGUCAGUGCUCAGAGCUGUGCAGGACGCAAAUGUGGGGAAAGUCUGAAUGGACAGAGGAAUGCAAGUGAAGCUAUGGAGGUAGAUGGGGGGUCUUUGCCAGACCCACGUGACAGCAAGCGACUGAAGAGAGGCAUCCUGCUGCCCGACCCCCCCACCCUACCCUCUGAGUACAGCUUUGUGAGCAGUAUCAUAGACAACUGCUGCAACCCCGAGCAGAGACGUUUUGCCCUUGCAUAUAAAAAGUGGUUAGACACUGUCAUUGGUCAGCAGCCUUGAGAGAAAGAGAGAGAGGGAGAGGGAGGGGGGAGUUGCCUUUAGACACAGAUUAAAAAUUGGCUUGCCUACCUGAAGUACUGACUUUAACUAAAAGUACUUCAGAUGCAGUGAUGGCUUUAGAAACCAGUCAUAGGGCAGCCUGGUUACUGUCCUAUCCUCCUGACAGUGAGUAGAGAGGAUGGGGAUUGUAGUUUGUUCUUCCUUGGAAACAUCUGGAUUUCCCUUUGCUUCAUCUGAGCCAGAACCCCUUCAGAAUGGAAAUCUGUAUAGACAGAGCCAAUGAGCUCUUAGUAGGUUCUGUUCUUACUUCAGGUAUCUCAGUGCCUCAGGUCAAAUUUCCACUCCUUUCUUGUCAGUCUGGCAUUCACCUGCACAUCGUUUCUGCUCCGAUAAUUCAGCAAAGAAACUAAAUGAAGCUGCCACAGGAGGAGAAUUCAUGUGUUUGCAGAGGUGAGAGCAGAGCACAAUUUCCACUCAAAAUCACUUGUCUGGUAGCUGUUCUAUGGAACGCCACAAUGACUCAAUAAAUCAGACAUGAAAUAAAUAAUCAUGGAUAAACACAAAUGUUAUCUCAUGGUAAAGGGGCUGUAUCAUGAAAAGUGACAUUGGUGAAAAAACUGCCAUUCUGAAAUGAAAAUGAAUUUAAAAGGGGCAUUUUUAACACAGCUAUAUCGCUUCAAGUGAUGAAAUAUCAUUUCACACUCUGCUGAGUUUAAAUAACUGACAUGAUUUAUUCACAUGUAAAUGUAUUUUUGAGUGAAUUAAACCUUUUAAAUAGAACAGAACCGUUGUGGCUCUGAUUGUUGAGCUUUGACGUCCUCUUCGCCAGACGAACGUGCUGAACUGUUUUUCUUUGAGGUUCCCCAGAUUUCCAUUCUGAAGGUGGUCACUUUUAUUAAUUAUGAAGUCAUCUUCUCAUUAUUUUCUUCUGUUCUGCCCUUGUUUGCUGUUGCUGGUUGACUUCUAAUUCUACUGGUGAAUAUAGGCAGUAAGUCCUCCCUAUGUAGCUAAGUUACAGUAACUUGCAACAGAAAGCCAAAAAGCUAGUUGUUAGCUUAAAAAUAGAUUGUGUUUGCUAUGUUAUAGAUUAGCCAUAGCUAACUUGCAAGUCUUACCUUUUGCCAACCUGAAGCAUUAAACAUAGAAGCAGAGACAUGUUCGCUGUACGGAGUUUGGCUUUGAAGGCUAGGCUGCUGGGGAAGCGAGUUUCCCUGACACUCAAUGGUGCUACAUGUUGCCGUUACUACAACUACUUCAUCUGUUACAUGGUGUUAGUGUCAAACAGGUGAACACCGAACAGCACUUUGGACUAUUUAAUGAUGAUAAUAAUGAUGAUAUAAUAAUCAAAAAUAGCAAUCAUUGUUUUGUGUUAUUUUGCACCAGGCUAGUUAACGGUAGGCCGAGCUGUUUUGUGUGACUAUCUUGUAUAAAACUAGACAGAACAUGGAAAGGUCAAAAUCUACAUGAUGUCUUUGUGUCAAGGAAAACUUUGUAGCAUUACUUUAAACAUUGUAACAUGCUGUAUCUGCAUGGUUCAUCCCUUCACUAAUGUAGAAGGUGAAAAUGGUCGCUCCUCCCACUACAUUGUCUCGUGCAUUGAUAAGGGAGGAACAGGAUUCUUAACAUUUGAAUCUAAUAAUCUGAAGUUGUGUAUUUUCAGAUAUCAGCUGAGAACAUCGAAUGGCGAGCACUUUUUCAGGAUGAUAUGGUGGGUCACUUACGAGUUGUUUGGCACACAAAUGAACAAAUGUAUAACUUCACAGAUGACGUUCCAUCAGCCAUAGACACAUUAGCGUUCACUAUAUGCAUCCCAACAUCACAUCUAAAUGUGUUGGGAACAGUUCUGUCCCAGUGGGCCUGUUAUCCAGUUUGGGAUCACUUCACAUGUAUAUACAGGUUGGAUUGGAUCUUUCUUUGAGACAACAUGGCAGAUUUGAGGAGAAAGAAACACACUGAUCAGUGUGCAGAGGCUGGCUAGCCAAAUCUUCCCAUAAUGGUCUCCAUGUGCUUCCUUGUAACCUGUGCCAUGUUGUUUAUACUUAGCUUCUCUUAGAAAUCUCCAAUGUAAGAGUUACAGAGUAAGAUGCUUUAUCGCCUCAGAUCACUGUGUACAUGAUCAUAGAUAAUGUUGAAAUGUAGUAUUUUGAGCCAUGUAUUCUUUAGGUUUGUUCAUAACAAUGGGUGCAUAUCAGACAUGUAUGUUAUUAAUAUUUGAACAUCCUUGAACAUCCCCAGAACACAAACUUUGAAUACAAGACUAUCUAUGCAGAAAUGUUUUUUAAAGGUUCAACAAGCUUUUAAAAAGAAUAAUGUAGCUUCUGUUUUUCUAAUUUAUUCUUUAAUUGACUUCAUGUAUGUCCUUAAUGAAUGAUCCCUAGCAUCUCAUUAAUUUUCUAUUUAUUUAUAAGGUUAAAGUCUUUGUCUUCAUUUUCGAUGUUUUGUCAUCUGCUUACCAAGGAAAUAAAGCUCAUCUGGGAUAAAUCUA